Lactuca virosa is the source of this 2858-nucleotide messenger RNA. NCBI's taxonomy places the organism in Eukaryota, Viridiplantae, Streptophyta, Magnoliopsida, Asterales, Asteraceae. The record is from the annotation of a GenBank genome assembly.
GAAGUGUUGAACCACCGUUAAACCUCUGAAUGUUCUUCCAUUUUUUCUUACCACCAGGCCGCCAUUAUCGUCAACCUUUGAAGCUCGUCGUAACUAGCAGGGAUUAAAAAUGGAGAAUAAGGAUAAGAUCAAAAUUGCAGUUACAAUCUCAUGUCUUGCCGUGGUUUCAAUCUUACUGGCGAACAAAUUUCGGAAACAGCGAAAACGAAAACAGAACAUAGGCUCUUGUUACUUGAAAUCAGAAGCAAAACCUCAACACAAUUUUAAGCGUGUUUUGGCCAAUAAUUCGUACUCUCCUUUCAAGCACCUGAAGCUCGACGAUGACAGCUCUUCGGAUCUGCAUCCGUAUGAGUCAGAGAUCAAGUCUCUGUUGGAGAAACCUGAGCUAGAAUUUGAAUUUUGUAAUGGAACUAUGGAUAUGGACAUGAGUGAUACAUAUGUUUGGAUUGAUGAUGAAUCAAAGUUGAAAGAGCUUGCACAGGUUUUAAGUAAAGAAAGAGUGUUUGCUGUGGAUACUGAACAGCAUAGCUUAAGGUCGUUCUUAGGGUUUACAGCCCUUAUUCAGAUUUCUACAAGAGAGGAAGAUUAUUUGGUGGACACCAUUGCUGUUCAUGAUUCUAUGGGAAUUCUUUGCCCUGUAUUUGCCAAUCCCAAUAUAUGCAAGGUAUUCCAUGGUGCUGAUAAUGAUGUUAUAUGGCUACAAAGGGAUUUUCAUAUCUAUGUAGUAAACUUAUUUGACACUGCAAAGGCUUGUGAUGUGUUAUCAAAACCACAAAGAUCAUUGGCAUACUUACUUGAAACAUACUGUGGUGUCACCACUAACAAGCUCUACCAGCGUGAAGAUUGGAGACAACGUCCACUACCAAUAGAUAUGAUUGAAUAUGCCCGAAUGGAUGCACACUAUUUGCUUUACAUUGCAGAAUGCCUUGUUUCUGAACUCAAACUUCAAAAAAACGAAAAUUCAGCAAGUCUCGAUGACAAAUUCUAUUUUGUUUUCGAGGCCAAUCGGCGUUCAAAUGCUUUGGGUCUUCAACUUUUCACUAAAGAAUUAGAAGCUUCCCCUGGACAAUAUGCUGCAUCUUCAAUUAUUUCCCGCCAUUUAAAUGAUCAUGGAACUUCUAAUAUCAAUUCUCAGUUUCAGGAUGUUGUUAGAUGUCUAUGCUCUUGGCGGGAUUUAAUGGCUCGUAUGCAUGAUGAGAGUCUUAAAUACGUAUUAUCCGAUAAUGCCAUAGUUGCCCUUGCGGAAAAAGUUCCUUUAACCAUUACAGAUAUUUGCACUACAAUAUCACAAGCUGAUAUAGAAACCGACUCUCUAAAUUCCAAUUCUACCCCUCGCUUUCCAUCCUCUGUUGUCUUAAGCCAUCUUGAUGACCUCACUGACCUCCUUCAAGAUGGAUUAAAGUUAAACAAUCCUGAUGAUAUUCUUCAGCUAUUUCUUAAAAAGCACAUUGGCCCACAUGGUUCUUGUCCUCUUUCUCUUUAUAACUAUGGGUUGUUGUCUAAAAGCAGCAUGAAAGUAUCAAAAAGAUUGGUUUCUAAAAAUGGGUAUAAAUUUUCAAAACAAGUUGCAAGGAAGGCUUCUCGGGAGCUUUUUGUUCAGAAAUUUUCGUGCAAAUCUCCUGUUUAUCAUAACUGCAGGAUAUAUGCUAAUGAUGGACGAUUGUUGUGUUAUUGUGAUAGAAGGAAGCUAGAAUGGUAUCUACAACGCGAUCUAGCAAAACUCGUUGAAGAAGAACCACCAGCCAUAAUGCUACUUUUUGAACCCAAAGGUCGCCCAGAAGACGAAGGAAACGACUUCUACAUCCAAAGUAAAAAAAACAUAUGUGUAGGAUGUGGAGAAGGGAAUCACUAUUUACGAUACCGCAUCAUUCCAUCAUGCUACAGAAUCCACUUUCCCGAACACCUUAAAAGCCACCGCUCCCACGACAUUGUUUUGGUUUGUGUCGAUUGUCACGAGAAAGCACAUUCCGCUGCCGAAAAGUACAAGAAGAAAGUCGCUUCGGAAUUCGCGAUUCCGUUGUUUGUACAAAAAGUCGUUAAUUCCAAUGAGGAAUUACAAUCAUCUGUUAUGAUGCUUGCGGAUGGUGGUGUGUCUCCUUUGGAGUUGAGAACUGCAGCAAUGGCGCUUUUGAGACAUGGACCCAGGAUGCCAGCUCAGCGAUGUGAGGAACUGAAAGAGGUUGUGAAGAAGUAUUAUGGAGGAAGAGAGAUAAGUGAGGAAGAUUUGGAAAAUGCUUUACUUGUUGGAAUGAGUCCUCAUGAAAAAAGACGAUUACAUAAAAAGAAAGGCUUGUCAUUAUCAUGUAAAAAAGAUGAAGGGAAAAAUGAUUUAGAAGAUGUUGACCCAAAUCCAAAUGGUUCAGUGUUUGCUACGUGUAGCUCAAAGCUGUCAUUGUUAGGUCAUGGACCACAUGGGAAACAAGUGGUUGACUUUUUGUUAAAGGAACAUGGAGAAGAUGGGGUGCGUGAGUUUUGUCAAAGAUGGAGACAAGUGUUUGUUGAAGCUAUUCAUCCACGUUUUUUACCUGGUGGAUGGGAUGUCACACAUAGUGGUAGAAGAGAGUUUGGGGACUACAGCGUGUAUAAUCCUGCAAACAAGGCUUCUUCUUCUGCUUCUUCUUAUCCAGCUGCUGUUGAAGGUUAAGGUGGUGUUGUUUUCUUUCUGUAUUUUUGUUUUUUUAUUUACUAGAAAAACAGAACUUUUGUUUAGAUUAGAAUGAAGACGGUGUAUUUAAUUUUGGAAAAUCUAGGAAAGUAAAGUUGUUGCCAUGAAUUGUGAUUUGUUUGAUUUGUAUCUUUAAAUGGUUAAAGUCACUGUUUCCCUGCCAACUUUUGGGUUUUGUUUUUAAAGGUCCCUC